Emys orbicularis (European pond turtle) is the source of this 1038-nucleotide messenger RNA. RefSeq names its product adenosine A2b receptor (gene ADORA2B). Bases 1 to 1038 code for a protein of 345 amino acids. Gene Ontology annotation, biological process: adenylate cyclase-activating G protein-coupled receptor signaling pathway; G protein-coupled adenosine receptor signaling pathway; vasodilation. Gene Ontology annotation, cellular component: plasma membrane. Gene Ontology annotation, molecular function: G protein-coupled adenosine receptor activity. The transcript is spliced from 3 exons. Lineage: Eukaryota; Metazoa; Chordata; Testudines; Emydidae. The record is from RefSeq and is a predicted model, not a curated record.
AUGCCGUCUUCAUCCCGUGCCCUCAUGAUGAGCACAGCCUACAUCGUGCUGGAGCUGAUCAUUGCUGUGCUCGCCAUUGCCGGCAACGUCCUGGUGUGCUGGGCUGUGGCCAUCAACAGCACCCUGAAGAACGCCACCAACUACGUCCUGGUGUCGCUGGCCGUGGCCGACAUCGCCGUGGGCUUGCUGGCCAUCCCCUUCGCCAUCACCAUCAGCAUUGGCCUCGAAACGGAUUUCCACAGCUGCCUCUUCUUCGCCUGCUUCGUGCUGGUGCUAACCCAGAGCUCCAUCUUCAGCCUGCUGGCUGUGGCCAUCGACAGGUACCUGGCCAUCAAGAUCCCGCUCAGAUACAAGAGCCUGGUGACCGGGAAACGGGCAAGAUGGCUCAUCGCCGUGCUCUGGCUCCUGUCCUUUGGGAUUGGACUGACCCCACUGAUGGGCUGGAACAGAGCCCCUGAUGGGCAGGAAAACGGUCGCUGCCAGAAUUCUACUAAUAGCUCGGCGAACCAGCAGGGCUGCUUAAUAAAAUGUCUCUUUGAGAAUGUGGUCACCAUGAGCUAUAUGGUCUAUUUCAACUUCUUCGGCUGUGUGCUCCUCCCACUCUUCAUCAUGUUGGGCAUCUACAUCAAGAUCUUCAUGGUGGCCUGCAAGCAGCUGCGGAAGAUGGAGUUGACGGGUAACUCCAGGACUACCCUCCAGAAGGAGGUCAAUGCGGCCAAGUCUCUGGCCAUCAUCGUGGGGCUCUUUGCCUUCUGCUGGCUGCCCCUGCACAUCCUGAACUGCAUCACCUACUUCCACCAGGACUUUGCCCACAACAAGCCCGAUUGGGUGAUGUACAUGGCUAUCAUCCUGUCCCAUGCCAACUCGGUCAUCAACCCCAUUAUCUACGCCUACAAGAUCAGGGACUUCCGCUGCACCUUCCGCAAGAUACUCACCAAGUACAUCCUCUGCAGGAUGGAGGACGUCCCCAAGGGCUCCAAUGGCAACAUCCGGCACCUGACUGUCAGCAACCUCAACUCUGCUCCUGUGUUUAUCUGA